AUGGGAUGGCUGAGUGUUAAAGAAGAAACCUCGUAUGCGGAAGAGGAGAGAAGAGGAGACAUGGAACCAGAUUCAGAACCAGAACCGGAGCAGGAACCACUACAAAUCCCGAUACCUGAACCAGCGCCAAUGCCGGAACCUGAACUUGAACCAGAACAAGAGAUCGAACUGCAUGAAGUACAGGAAAAUGUUGGCUAUCACACAACCACAAGAAUGCCAGACAUGUUUCGACUGGUGAAGCAUCAAGUCAACGAUUCGCAAACCAACCUCGGUAUCAUAACGCACAAGCAAGGCAGUGAUAGAGGAACUCAUUUCGCGAGGUGGUGCACUGUUGACGUUGGACGCUGCGACCGUGACCUGAAGAUGAAAGCGACGAUGAUGAUAGUGUUCGUUGUUUUGCUGCAGCUGUGCUAUGUGCUUUCGACAAAGCAAACCGUAAACAGAUUGCCACGUAAGAAUCCGGUCGGAAAUGUUACGCAGGAUGAUAAAGUUCAGAGCGAGAAUGGCUCCUUCGUAAGCAACAUGGACGCUGCUCAUGGCGAGUCAUCACAGAGUGAGGAAAGUGAAAGCCACGAACAUGGGUUACAUGAAUCACACGAGUCGCGCGAAAAGCACGAAUUCAAUUCGACGCAUAAGGAUCAUGUUAAUGUACCAAGUGAAUCAAGCGAGUCCAGCGAGUCUCAUGAAUCGCACGAAUCCAAUAAGGUGCAACACCUACCGGACUCCCACGAAUCAGACGACUCUCACGAAUCCGAUCAUCCACACGAAUCCGAUCAUCCACACGAAUCCGAUCAUCCACACGAAUCCGAUCAUCCACACGAAUCUCACGAGUCCCACCAUCCACAUGAAUCACACGAGUCCCAUGAAUCCCAUCACCCCCACGACUCUGACGAAUCGCAUCCUCCUCAUGACUCUCAAGAAUCCCCUCAUACUCACAAAUCGGACGAGACGACCAGUCACGUCACCACACAGCCGUCAACGGAAGAGAAGUAUACAUCGACGUUUGUGGACACGAACGGUCGUCAGCCGAAGGGAGCGAAAAGAAUUUUUCGACGAGGAGCUGGCUCCCACUUAAGGAAUGGCAACGAAUCGUCUGAGAGCGAAAGUAGCGAAGAAAUGAACACAACUGAGGUCAUGGACCUCACAGAUAUGAACAUAACCGAAGAGCCGGCAACGAAUCGAAUGGUCAGGAUGAGCGAACUGGCUCACAACAUCGACGACAUAUUCCGCUACCUAACUAAAGAUUCAGCAUCCACUAGAAAGAUGCCUGGUCCGAACGGUACCAUAGGUGAUAGCUACGUAUACGUUGCUCGAGGUUAUGCCAUAAUCGACGACCGAUCGAAAAAUAUCACCGAGGACAGUGAGGAAAGCGCAGCGCUGUAUUCGAGAAUAGCCAAAAUAUUCCAAAAAGGUACGUGUCUGUUUGAAACCUUCGAGUAA
Messenger RNA from Soboliphyme baturini, 1440 nucleotides. NCBI's taxonomy places the organism in Eukaryota, Metazoa, Nematoda, Enoplea, Dioctophymatida, Soboliphymatidae. The record is from the annotation of a GenBank genome assembly.